CGUGAAGGGUAUUUUUUACCCUUUUAUGCAAUUGUAAGAACCAUACCAAAUUCUUCAUGGCGUUGUUGCCAUGUGACAGUCGUCUGCGUGAAUUCAGCCAAGCUGAUACGAGCGACCCCAUUACGGUCGCUCUCCUUAACGGGGUGGCUGGCACCCAAGUAGGGUGGUGUUUCAGGUUUCGUCGUGUUGUGCUUCAUCGAAGCAAGGGAUCGCCACGUAUUUGCCCACGCUUUCGUGCACUUGGCCGCUUGCCUCGACAAUCUCGUCUUUCCAGGUCAUGUGAGCGAGCCGCUGUCGCAUUCGUUGGCGUAUGUCGAGGGGACAGAGGGGGGCGCUACCAACAGAAGGCGGACUCUACCCAGCAUCUCUAGUUUCAAUUGAAUGCUCAAAUGCGUGCCCAAG
This is a messenger RNA of Aphanomyces invadans, 402 nucleotides long. RefSeq lists its product as hypothetical. The transcript has a single exon. Lineage: Eukaryota; Oomycota; Saprolegniomycetes; Saprolegniales; Verrucalvaceae. The record is from RefSeq and is a predicted model, not a curated record. Bases 57 to 371 code for a protein of 104 amino acids.